AGUGGGAAGCGGAUUUCAGGCAGGCAUAUGCAAAAACAGUAAGUUUUGGCUUUGAAAGAAAGGAAAUGGAGAUGGAUGGAUGGAUGGAUGGGACAUGUGGAAGUGAUAUUCAAACUGUCAUCACAAUUGCCCCCUCUCCACCUCUACCUCUACCUCUACCUCUAUCGGCCCCCCUUCCCCUUUGUCUGCUUCUUCUUCCAUUUCCACUCCACUCUCUCUCUCUCUCUCUCUCUUUAUAACUCCAACCACAUCUCUCCCUUCCUCCUCCACUCUCUCUCUCUCUCUCUGAGUAAUCUGAAAACCCAUUUCCCUUUCAUGUCGAAGCAUGGCUAGAGAGUUCUUGUAAUUUUGAUCCGAAACUUCCAUAUAUAUUAGUUUCCUCUUCUCUUCUAGAUCACCUCUCUGUCUACGUGGACGACAUGUCGGCCGCAAUCGCCGCCGCUGCGGCCGCCGCCGCCACUGCCAGAUCCCGCUACAGCUCCAUGUGUGAUGAGAGCGCUUGCCAACAAUUAGCAUCAGUACCGACGCCGCCGCCGCCUCAGCCGCUCCCCCUCAGCCGCUAUGAGUCUCAGAAACGCCGCGACUGGAACACUUUCGGCCAGUACCUAAAGAACCACCGCCCGCCGCUUGCCCUCGCCCGCUGCAGUGGAGCUCACGUGCUCGAGUUUUUAAGGUACCUCGAUCAGUUUGGGAAAACCAAGGUUCACGCAGCCACCUGCCCGUUCUUCGGCCACCCCCAGCCACCGGCGCCUUGCCCCUGCCCGCUCCGGCAGGCGUGGGGCAGCCUGGACGCCCUCAUCGGCCGCCUCCGCGCCGCCUUCGAGGAGAACGGCGGCCACCCGGAGACCAACCCAUUCGGCGCACGAGCCGUCCGGCUGUAUCUCCGGGAGGUGAGGGACUCUCAGGCCAAGGCCAGAGGGAUCGCCUAUGAGAAGAAGAAGCGGAAGAAGGCACCGCAGCAAAGGGAGGUGGAAUCUUCGAUGAGUGAGUUGCAUGCAUCUCUGAGAUCGAGCUUUAACCAUAUGCGGCGCGAACAAAGUGAAGCUCUAGCCAUGGUGGCGGCUUCAUCAUCAGAAGCUCGAGGUUCCAUGAUUCCUCUAUCCGUGUUCAACUAGAAUUGGAAUUGGAAGCAUUUUGGUACAAAAUCAGUGAAGUCGUAUUACUAGCUAAUUGAUUAGCAGCAGCUGUAAAACUAGGGUUUGUAAUGUUUAAUUGUUGCAGUGUGACAUGAUUGUGUUUCUGGGUUUCGUCUGGGACUGGGUGAAUGGAGUACAUGAACAUCUGUGCUCAUGAACAUCAUUUUGCCUUUGUUUGAAAACGCAAAUAAUCGAGUUCUGAUUUGACGGCCCACUGGUGAAUAUCAAUCGGCAGUUCUAUAA
This is a messenger RNA of Diospyros lotus (date-plum), 1379 nucleotides long. RefSeq names its product protein G1-like1. The record is from RefSeq and is a predicted model, not a curated record. Gene Ontology annotation, cellular component: nucleus. Gene Ontology annotation, biological process: response to light stimulus; mRNA transcription. NCBI's taxonomy places the organism in Eukaryota, Viridiplantae, Streptophyta, Magnoliopsida, Ericales, Ebenaceae. Bases 420 to 1115 code for a protein of 231 amino acids. The transcript is spliced from 2 exons.